Molecule: messenger RNA, 2806 nt
Organism: Aspergillus campestris IBT 28561
Lineage: Eukaryota; Fungi; Ascomycota; Eurotiomycetes; Eurotiales; Aspergillaceae
Product: glucan endo-1,3-beta-D-glucosidase
Exons: 7
Coding region: 286-2673 (795 amino acids)
Cellular component (GO): cell surface
Molecular function (GO): glucan endo-1,3-beta-D-glucosidase activity; endo-1,3(4)-beta-glucanase activity
Source: RefSeq, a predicted model, not a curated record
AGAUUCUCUCUGGUGCUAACUAUACUGCUUGCUGUAGUGGGAGUUCAGUCAAGCCCAGCGCCAACUGAAACUUCGAGCUCGUCAAUCUCCUCCAAGACUCAGUACCCUCCUGCUACGAAGGGAGCUAGAUUGCUGGAGCCAGAGACACAUGGUUUUUAUCCUACCAGUUUGGAGCGUGACGGUCAUAGUUGGCAGCACGCAACACCUACACCCUUUUCGCACAACGCUCUUGGAUUAAACAAUCUGGCCGACAAUUUUGAGCAUCCCAAAGAUUGGAUAGAUUGGAUGCUACCUAAUUUGCCAACGUUUAGCUCUGCUACGGGUAGACCUAGCGAGACUGUGAGCCACGGCAAACCAGUGGGCACCGCAUCAGACAUCGUCGGCGCCUCUUCUGCUUCUGCAGUGGAGCCAACUCCCGUUUCCGUUGUCGACGAGAAGCCCAGCGCAACCCACCAAGAUCAAACAAAGGCUCCCAUCGCCACGGCGUCAUCCUCUAUUACCGCGAUGUCUAACGCCCAAGAUGUCUUUCAGCCCAUAGCGACGGGUCCCAUUCCACGGACGAUCUCGGCACGGGACGAUCACCCGGUGCCCAAGAAGGGAAUUAAAUCCGAGGUACCUAUCGAGACCAAUAAGUUUUACAGUGGUCUCUUCUUAGGAACACAGACCAACGCGACGUUCACACAUCCAUAUGAGUUAGCCUGGGCAAAGGGCACUGGCAACCUUGCUAGCUGGGGCAUGGGCAUCACCCAUGUGGAGAGCGGACUGGCGAAAGGGCCAAAGAAUGAAAAGAUUCCGGGCCACCCAGUCUCUUUCUAUGUUAACCCCAUCGGCAUCCAGUCCAUCAUCCUCGGGGCAACGGAGCUGCGCAAUUCAACCGUACUUGAUACGGAGAAUCCGCUUCCGUUCUCUGCCAACGCUGUCCUGCGGCCAAAGGAUGGAGCAAACGAAAGCAUCACCUUCCCCAUUGUGCAGGGUAUGGGUUAUGUCUCGGGGGUCUAUUCCAACCUGCAGCCGGUGAUCCAGAGCAGUGUCCACUACAAGGAAGUGGUGUCCGCCGGAUCUCCGAGGCAGGGAAUCUUCAAAUACAUCAUAACCCUGGAAGACAAUGUCACUUGGCUGCUUUAUCUGACCCCAGAUGACGGGAAGAACCCUGAUCUGAAGUUGGAGUCCUCCACGGACCUUCGCGGGCCGCGCGGUUGGUCUGGUACGAUCCAGGUGGCGAAGAAUCCGGCCGGACGUUCAGGAGAGAAGCUGUACGACAACUCCGCAGGCGUCUUCGCAUUGGAGGGCGCCGUGGCAGGUAACGUCUCUAACAAGACCGGCACGUACAAUCUCAUGUGGGCGAAGGCCGGCAAAAAUGCGCAGGACAUACCUUUGAUCAUGUUCGCUCUUCCUCACCACGUUGAAUCCUUCGACCGGAGCACGCAGGGCCGCAUGACGAACAUCACCCUUCGGACGACGACCAAAGGCAACGCAACCGCGGUGAUUGGAGAAAUCUGGACGAUGACCGAACCAGACCUUCCAACUGACCUGGGGCUCGAAACCCGGUCGCUUAGUGCCGGUAGGAUCAGUGCGAUUUCUCAGGGUGCACGUCAAGUGAUCCUGGACGCGGCCCGGAAGGACCUGAACAACAGCGUCAGCAAAGAAAGUGACCUGAACAGCAUGUAUUUCAGCGGCAAGGCGCUGAGCAAAUAUGCCAUCCUGGUCCAUACUGUCAGCAAGAUUGGCGGAGAUCCUCAUCUUGCAUCGUCCACGCUGCAGGACCUGAAGCACGCCUUCUCCCGAUUCGUCAACAACACCCAGCAAUUUCCCCUGGUCUACGACAACGUCUGGAAGGGCGUGGUGUCUUCGGCCAGCUACGGUGGUGGCGACGUGGGCGCGGACUUUGGCAACACCUUGUACAAUGACCACCACUUCCACUACGGCUACUUCAUCCACGCUGCAGCGGUCAUUGGACAGCUUGAUCCGGCCUGGGUCGAACACAACAAGGACUGGGUCAACAUGCUGGUCCGUGACGCAGGAAACGCGGCUGGCAACGACCCGUACUUCCCGUUCUCUCGGGGAUUCGACUGGUUCCACGGUCAUUCGUGGGCCAAGGGCCUCUUCGAGUCCUUCGAUGGCAAAGACCAGGAGUCGUCGUCUGAGGAUACCAUGUUCGCCUACGCCAUCAAGAUGUGGGGUAAGACCGUGGGCGACGCCAGCAUGGAAGCCCGAGGCAAUCUGAUGCUGGGAAUCCUGCGACGCACCCUGCACAACUACUUCCUCCUUGACAACGACAACAAGAACCACCCUGCCGACUUUAUCGCCAACAAGGUCACCGGCAUAUUGUUCGAAAACAAGGUCGACCACACCACCUACUUCGGCGGCAACUUAGAAUACGUCCAUGGCAUCCACAUGCUCCCACUAUUGCCCUCCUCCGUGUACGCGCGCCGGCCCCAUUUCGUGAAAGAAGAGUGGAACGCCCUCUUCGCACACAACGCCACCACCCCGGCCGAAAACGUCGAAGGAGGCUGGAAGGGCGUGCUGUAUUCGAACCUGGCACUGAUCGAUCCCAAGGCGUCGUGGGAGUUCUUCGCCCAGCCCAACUUCAACUACACUUGGAUUGAUGGAGGCACCACGCGGACCUACUCUCUCGCGUUUGCUGCUGGCCUCGGUGGCGGUCCCUCCUCUUAGUAGGAUUUGGUAAUCUCUUCUUUUUUUGGUGGGCAGUUCUCUGCACCUUUUCAGAACAUAGUUGUGAGACUGGUUGUUUAUUUCGUGUCCAAUUUCUUGCCUUACGGAGUAUGUAUUUAAUUUUGAAUAUCAG